AUGUGUGCCCAAGUGAUCGACCUUGCGGCUUUAGAUGAGGGUGAUGACUUUGAACUCGUCGAUGUGCACGAGACUUUUCGCCACUUCAACGAGCUAUGCUUCGACCAGACGUUGGAGGCAGUGUGUGUUUCUUGGAGCAAAAGACUGACUCUAAGCGCCGGCAGAUGCCGUUUUAAGGGACAGCGCUAUUGUGAAAUUACGUUGAGCGAACCUAUACUGAAGUACCGCUCAGCGAAGGAAUGUAAGGUAAUCAGCUUUAGAAAUCCCAUCGAGCACUCAUCACAGGAAACACUUUUACACGAGAUGAUCCAUGCCCACCUGUUUCUGACUAAGCAGUAUAAGAAUGUGAAGGCGCACGGCAAGGAAUUCAUCUGGCACAUGCACCGCGUGAACGAAAUAACUGGACUCAAUGUGACUAUACACCAUAACUUCCAUGAAGAGGUGGCAUACCACAGAAAGCACGUAUGGCGGUGUUCGGGGCCAUGUCAGCUGUUGGCUCCGCACUACGGUUAUUUACGCCGCGCAAGAAACCUGGCGCCUGGUCCUAGAGACAGAUGGUGGGAAAGUCAUCAAAUGCUAUGUGGCGGUAAUUUUCACAAGGUCGCCGAGCCUCCAGCGACUGGUAAUCGGCAGCGGAAUAAACGGCACAAACACCUCGCCAAAGUGCAGGAGCAAGGUUCCGAAGUUGAACUCAUCGAUUGUAUCGCUGCUGAGAGGAGCAAUUCUUACGUUACCGUGGAUUCUGCUAAUCCUACUGUUGUCAUCGAUCUAUGCGAUAAAGAUGCCACUUGA
Babesia sp. Xinjiang is the source of this 792-nucleotide messenger RNA. Its product is annotated as SprT-like domain-containing protein Spartan. The record is from RefSeq and is a predicted model, not a curated record. The coding region runs from base 1 to 792 and encodes 263 amino acids. The transcript is spliced from 5 exons. Gene Ontology annotation, molecular function: polyubiquitin modification-dependent protein binding; metalloendopeptidase activity; single-stranded DNA binding. Gene Ontology annotation, cellular component: nucleus. Gene Ontology annotation, biological process: DNA damage response. Lineage: Eukaryota; Apicomplexa; Aconoidasida; Piroplasmida; Babesiidae.